Molecule: messenger RNA, 2325 nt
Organism: Coffea arabica (coffee)
Lineage: Eukaryota; Viridiplantae; Streptophyta; Magnoliopsida; Gentianales; Rubiaceae
Biological process (GO): cytoplasmic stress granule assembly
Cellular component (GO): cytoplasmic stress granule
Molecular function (GO): mRNA binding
Source: RefSeq, a predicted model, not a curated record
AUCACCAAAAAUUGCAGCCUAAUGUCCGGGUACAUGAGCCAAAAGGAAAAAGCAUGGCAGCAUUUUACAUUGCACUAAAGCCCGCAAGUUUCAUCUAAUUUUCGCUGAUCGUGAAUUGUCUUCCCAAGCUGUGCAAAACAGCAAGAAGCCACCUCCUCCACCGCCACCACCACUUCAGAUCUCUUCAGCAACCUUUGAAUCACUAGUUUGUCUUGCCUUAUAAGCACAAAAGCAUAUAUAUAUCGAUAUAUACUAAGUGUUGCGAGAGAGAAUCAGGCUGUAAAAUUGGGAAAGAUCAUAAAGAUGGGUCGCAAAAAUGGGGGGCUUUUGCCAGAGGAACAAAACGGGGCCUCAACUUCAGCGAACAAUGCUCUGGUAUUCAUUACUAUGUCCAUCAUUGGCUUUCCAGUGGAUGUGCAUGUGAAGGACGGCUCGAUUUAUUCUGGAACUUUCCACACUGCUUCUAUCGACGAUGCCUAUGGUAUUGUUUUGAAGAAAGCAAGGAUGAUUAAGAAGGGCAAUCGACAGACAAAUCUAGCUGAUGGAAGUCUGAUAGAGACACUUAUAAUUCUGUCAGAAGAUCUUGUUCAAGUUGUUGCAAAGGAAUUAAUGCUACCAGCAGAAGGUAUCUCUGGAAAAGUUGGAGCAGCUUAUGUUGUGGCUACAGCUGGCACUUUGCCUCAGAAUGUACGUGAAGAGAGGGAGGCAAAUGUAACAAACUCUAAAGAACCCAACUUGGACAGAAAGCAUGAUACUCAUGCGAGGUUUGUCCGUCCAUAUAAGAAUAGCUUUCAGAAUGGUUCUGUUCACAAUAAUUCUGUGCCAAUUGCAAAUGGAAAAUCAGACUGCAGAAACUUGGUCAAGGGGGGAGAGGCUUUCACCGUUUCACCUAAUAUGAGACAGGUUGGAGACAGCUCAGAGGAAAAACGGAGUGAUCUAGUGCAGGAGCAAGUUUUGCAUGGGGAGGAAACGACUGAUCAAGUUGAAGGCUCAAGAUCAAGCUUAGAUGCUCAUUCCAAGGACAUGAAUGCUGGAACAAACAAAGGGGAAUCACCAAAUCUGAUGUCUUUUGAAAGAUCUACUGUGGCCAAGCUUGAUGAUCCAAGUAAUCUGAGGCACACAUUAGAUAAAGCUCAGGAGACAACUGCUCUUUCCUCCAAAGUUUGUGCUGAUGCUUCCUCUGGUUUCGGUGUUGCCUCAGAUUGUAACCUCAGUUUGUCAUCUGCUUCCACUAAAGUGGUGCUUCCAAAAGUUGCAAAUCAUGGUCUAACCACUAAGGAAUCUAAGCUCAACCCAAGAGCAAAGUUGUUUUCUCCAUCACCUUUGCAACAUAGAUCAGCGACUCCUCCUGCAGUGCCAUCGCGCACACCAGAACCCCCACCCACGGUAUCAAAUGCACCUGCAGAUCCAGAAGCUGAUUUGAGUUCCUUUGCCUAUUGUUCUUCUGUACCUGCUAAGUUUCUUACGCGUAAUAACCUGUUUCUGGGAAAUGGCUGGAGUGAUCUACAAUAUGUCCAGCCUGUUGUUGGACAUGUGGGAAGCAGGACACCUCCAGUUAGAUAUGCCAAUCAGUAUAAUCAUCUUCAAGCUGGGACAACGUAUCUGCAUCAAAAUUCGCAAAAUAUGACUGGGCGAGCAGGGCCGCUGUUUUAUGCACUUCCAGUUUCUAAUGAUGCCACUCAGGGUGUGGCAGGAUAUUCUCAGUUAUCUUCACAUCCUCUGCUGAUGCCACAUCAGGCAAAUCUUCCCAAAAACCAAGUUCACCUUUCCUUUUUACUAGGACAAAGGUAACAUUAUAGUCACAAGGGACAAGGGAUAUCUGGCAUUAUAUAGUUUGGCAAAUCAUGGAUCUUCAGAUGUAUGGAUGAGGUUCAAGAGAAAUGAAAAAAAAAAUUCCUUUAAGGUCAAAUGGUGUUGGGAGUAAAGCAGUUGAUUUCAUGUGCACUACAUAUGUAGACCUCUAGGAAUUCUUAGAAGAUAAGUUUAUAGUUGCUGCCUGCCUUAGUAGUUGAUUCAUCUUUUGGAUUGCUUUGCAUAAAGCACAUAUGCAAUUGCAUUUUUGCAAACAGUUUGGUCAUCUACUUUGUGUCCAGAGGGAUGUACGGCUUUUGGUCAGAUUGUAACUGAUCAUUCAUGGAUAUUACUUUGUUUGUCUGCUGAAAGUAGUUAAAAGGGCCUCAUUCUCACCCAAUUGUGCGAUCAUGUGGAUAUUGAAGUAAGGCAAAACUUUUUGACAGUUUUAGUUAUUUACCAUGUUGGGAAAAGGAACCCUUGUCAUGCUGACUACAUAUUCGAGUAUAUACCAGAUUUGACAGUUUUCUUGAG